Molecule: messenger RNA, 6699 nt
Organism: Cladocopium goreaui
Lineage: Eukaryota; Dinophyceae; Suessiales; Symbiodiniaceae
Source: the annotation of a GenBank genome assembly
AUGGUCCCCGGGAAGUUGCGGCUGUGGCUUGUUAGCCAAGCGGUGGAGGAGAUCGUCAAGAACAUCGACAGCGAAUCCAAGAGAGAAACCGCUGCCUUCACACAGUUCAAGGCGGCCUGGUGUUCUGCGGAGAUCGAAGGUCUUUCCUCUGGUUCCGUCAAGGCCAAGGAGAACUCAGAGAAGGCCUUCGUCCAGCUGCGGGAACUCACCGCCUCGAUCUCGGCCUUGGAGACGGGCAUCGCCUCCCUGGAAGGCGAUGUCAAGGAACUGCAGGACACGCAGGACCAGAUGUCCAGCAUCCGGGAGGAGGAAGCCUCCAAGUACAACGAGGAGGUGGACCUCAAUGCCGAGUCUGCGCGCACGGUGGACAAAGCCUUGUCCAAGAUUGGUGCCAAAAGCUCCUUCCUGCAGAGGCAAAGCUUGGAGCCCGACAGUGGAUACGUGAUGGGCCUGCUGCGAGGGAUCAAGGAGAAGUUGAACCAGACGCGCUCCGAGUUGGACCUGACGGAAGAGGCGAAGCGAAAGACCCACAGCAGCCUCUUCAAGGCCAAGAAGGAGCAAUUGUCUCUCUUGCAGGCCGAGGUUCUGGAGAAAACACGGCUGCUUCAGCAGGCCAAGGUGCAGCUGGUCGAGGCUCAACGCAUCCACGACGAGGAACAGGAGUCCGGCAAAGAAAUGAUUCGCAUGCAAGCCGAGACCAACGAAAAAUGUGAUGCCAAGGAUGGCGAGUACAAGCUUCGUCAAGAUGACAAGAAGAAGGAGCGCGAAGCCAUUGUGGAGGCAGUCUCCCUGUUGAAGCAGGAGGAGGCAGGUGGAGAAAAUGCCGCCGGCGCCACCUUCUUCCUCCAGAUGUCCUCCAAGCAUCGAAUGUCAGAAGACAGGAAGGAUUCCAUCAGGGAUGCUGUGGCGCUGAUGCAGCAGCAGACGGCCGAGAAAGCCCAGGGCAUGGGAAAGGCGGCGGAGGCGGUGCUGCAACUGGUGGAGGCGAUUCGGAGCCACCAGGCCGAAGACACAAAGAGGAAGCAAUUCUGCGAGUUCCAACUCGAUGGAAGUCAGGACACCAAAGCCAAGUUGCAAGGCGAAGUGGCCCGGUUGAAGGCGCGACAGGCGUACCUGAGCUCGGAGGUGACGAGUCUGACCUCGGAGGUGGACGGACUGAAGAAGGACGCGGCGAAGUUCACGGAUCGCCUCAGUCAACUGGAGGAGGUUCGAUCCAAAGAGCAAGACUCCUACAAGGCCUCCAGUCGCGACCGCGGCCUCACCCUGAAAGUGGUGAAGAAAGCCAAGUCCAUUGUGGAAGGCUUCUACAAAUCCAAGGAUCUGACAGCUUUCAGCCAGGAAGAUGCGAGUCCUCCCAAGGUGACUUGGAAGUUGGGCAGUUCCAGAAAUGGCAACCUGGGCUCCAGUGUCAUCGCCAUGUUGGACACGAUCGUGGAGGAUUUCCAGAAGGAGCAGAAGGAUGCGGACGCAGCGGAGGAGAAGGCAGAGGAGGAACUGGCCAAGGUUCGAAGCGAGACCAAAUCCCUUUUCGACAAGAAGUUGGAGCAUGUCUCCAAACUUCUGCAGGAGAAAGCCAGAGAUGCAGAAGAGCUGACACAAGUCAAGGCCGAUGCCGAGCUGAAAACCACCUCAUUGACGGCCACCGAAGAUGCUCUGGUGAAACUGGGCAAAGAUUGCACCAAGCUGAUGACAGACUAUGAAAAGGUGGCCAAAGAGCGACGGAAACAGAUCUUGCAGUUGCAGGACGUGGCCGAUAUCCUCUCUGGCGCCACAGUGGGUGCUCGGACUGGCCUGAAGGCCAGUGGCACUUCGGCCCCAGCGCCGCACAACCCAACCAUGCGGGCAUUGCUGGAGCGGUAUACCCAAAGUCACACGCUCACAGAGCGUGAUGAGGAUGGGGAACAUCCACUUUUCCCGCAGAGCCGCUCACGGCGAGCUGAACAGCGACAUGGACAUGCAGGCGGUGCAGAGUUGGUCUUGGCCAAAGAGUCAAUGGCUGCAAGUUCGAGGGAGCAGAUCCUCAUCUCCCGCGUGCUGCAUAAGAUCGACACGGAGAAGCUAACACACGUGAAAGAAGUCUUUAUGGAAAAGGAGAAUGCCCUUACCAGCAAGGACUUCGUUGAUUUGUUACUGCCCACUGUGAGAAGCAUGGAGGGCGGGGAGGAACAGGUGGUCGCGGCCUUGCAGCUGGUGCACGAAACCAUCGGACAAGGUGUGAAAGGCGAAGAGGAGAAGGAAGUCAAAGAGGUCGAAGAGGAGGAUGACCUCAUGAACCCCGCUUUCAUGACGGAAGCCCAGGUGGAGGAGGAAACACAAAAGUUGUUGUCCUGGGAAGUCUUUGCCAAGCUCUUGUUGCAAGAGGGCGUGGUGGCCAACGUGGUCGCGGGCUUUAAUCUGACACAGGUUCUGAGUGUGAUAGACUUGGAAAAGAUCACGCCCUUGCAAGCGAUCUUCGAGAAGAAGGGCAAUGUCGACUUGGAGAGCUUUGUGGUCAUCAUGAAGGGCCAGUUCCAACAGGUCUUUGAGCUCAUCGCUCUCUUUGAACUCUACGAAGAGGAACGGAAGAUCAUCUCGCAGCUGAUCAAUCUUUUCGACGCCAUCGACGUGGAUUGUAAUGGUAGCAUGACUUGGGAGGAGUUCACCGCUUUCUUGGUGGAUCAAGGCAUGGCGGAGGAUGUGCCUCAGCAGUACAACAUCAUUCGCUUCAGCCAGUCGCCCCUGAAGGACGGCAAUGGACAUCAAUCCCACUGUGAAAAGGUCAUCUACCUGAAAGGCUAUGACAAAGUUGCCUUCGUGGAGCAGGGAAGCAGAUGCUUGAAACUGUGCAGCCCAGAUAUGAAGCCCUACUUUGAAAUCAGAGACUUCACCCAGACGCCUCUUUGCGCGGAGUACAUCGAGAAGUACAACUGGGUAGCAGUUUCCUGCUCUGACAAGUAUCUCUCCUUCUUUGACGUGGACAACUCCUUGAAGCUGGUGAGGCGUGUGCAGAGCAAGACCGCCCAGCGAGUACUGUGCUGGAGUGAGGCUGCAGAAGUCUUGUUCAGCGCAGAUCAUGAGGGCAGGAUCCUGUCAUGGAGCCUGCACAAAGUGAAAUUCGGUCCUUUUGAUGACAAGACGGGUGAGGAGAAGAAAGAACCCACCUGGCGAGACUUCAUGAAGGCUGGUGACAGCAGCGACACCAGGGCACAUUGGCUGCACCCCGAGCUGUCAUAUCAGCCCCUCUGGUCGAUCCUGGCUCCGGAGUUGCGUGCAGCACUGAAGGCGGAGGAUCCCAAGGUGGCAAUACAAAGCUUAGCACAACGACACCUGGUGGACGCCUUUUCGUUACCGUUGCUGUGCCCAAAGUUCUGCCAUCAGCUGGUGGAAGAGGUGAAGCAUUUUCGUGACUGGCGGGAAGCGGCCAAGGAGAUCUCCCCAGGGCUCCUCCUAAGCUGCAGAUGGUAUCUCUACCAGAUCAAUCCUGGCUUCAGAACGUUAUUCAACCAGCUGCUUCAAGAUGUGCUUCGCAGGAUCGAUCAGGCCUUGAUUGGAGGCGCCGAUCUCGCAUACCAUGAAGCGUAUUGCAUCAACUACGAGGAGGGCAGGGAUUUGUCCUUGAAAGCCCAUACGGAUGACUCGGAUCUCACCGUGAAUGUGUUUUUGGGAAUCCCUGGCUUCGAGGGUUCAGAGCUACUGCUGCUGGAUCCUGCUCCAGAGGAUGUUCAAACGGGCACGCCUCGCCUGGACGACACUUACAAGGGCAGCAUGGUUUCCUACCAGCACCAUGCCAUUGGAACGGCGCUGUUGCAUCCGGGCGACCGAUGGCAUGCAGUGCAGCCACUGAGAGCUGGAAGCCGGUGGAACCUCAUCGUCAUGACCAUGCGCAACGACAAGGACUGGAAGCGCACCUUCUACGAUGAAAUGACUGCGCAAGAGCCUCGCGACGCUGAGAUGAGGAAGCUUCUUGGGAGACCCGGAGCAGUGGAGCGCGUGACCUUGGAGCUGUUGAGAUCCAGAGACGCCAUCUUUAAGCGCGAUCCGCCGAUGCGGCACAUCAGCGUGGAAGCACCGCGCGAGGCGUCGUCAAGUCGGAGGAAGGGGAAGGGCAAGAAGGAUGCUUGGGGCAGAAAUGAGGAUGACCUGGGUAUGUGGGAGAGCGAUGACUAUGGCGACUCACCGAUGCACGGGAUCAGCCUAGAGUUGCAGGCCAUGGAUAGAGGCAAGAAGACCAAAGCCAAGGUGAAGCCAAGAUACCGUGGAGAGAACAUCGUCAUGCAGCUGUUAGAACUUCCAGUUGGGGGCCCAAAGUCGCACCAAAGUCUUGCAGCAGAUUGCAUCCUGCGGGGUGGAUGGCAACGCAACGGCUCCCGGAGAUGUUUGUGGGGGUUUACGGUGGAUCCGCCGAAGUCCUUGGAUGGUCCCUUGGGGGUCCGCCCCCAUCCCCUGGUUAUGGAUGAGUUGGAUCGAUCCAAAGUGGGAGAGACCUUUGAAGUGCUGGCGCUUGAGGUGCCAGCACGGCGCACCGGCGAAUUUCUCAAGAGGCUGGCGGCCCAUCUUCUGAACCUGGCCCGAAGGAAAAAUGUGGAGCCCGCGGCCACUAACACUUCCAAGCUCAUCUUGAUGUCAAGGAGCAUCGCAGACAUCGGACACCUUCCUACUGAGAGGGAAUGGCUUCAGGAACAGAUCACCUCUGGUGCUGUUAAGCUCUCGACCUUUCAAGUGACUUUGAGCUAUGAGCAUUUCACCGCGGAGGAAGUUCUAAGGAAACUUCUACCGACAGGGAUGGAAAUUCCCUCAUCCUUUGAACAAGCUGGUCACAUUGCCCAUCUCAACCUCCGAGACUCACAGCUACCAUACAAGCACCUCAUCGGACAAGUGAUCCUUGACAAGAACAAGUCGGUAAAGACGGUGGUGAAUAAGACUGGCAAGAUCGAGACAGAGUUUCGAACCUUCCCGAUGGAGCAUUUGGCAGGAGAGGAGUCCACAGUGGUGCGCUUAAAGGAGCACCAGUGUUUGUUUGAGUUCGAGUACCAAGAUGUGUACUGGAAUUCUCGCUUGCAGGAGGAGCACGGUCGACUCAUCGAGGCCCUCUUCCUCCAGCCCUCCACGGUGGCGACCGAAACGGCGCCGGUGCUGGCGGAUUGCACCUGUGGUGUGGGACCCUUUUCCAUUCCCAGCGUCAAGCUGACCAACAGCCUGGUUUCUCACGCCAACGACCUGAAUCCCGCCUCCAUCCAGUGGCUGCGCAAGAGCGUGGAGAUCAAUAAGCUGCCGCAGGUCAUGGAAGUGGAUGAAAUCCCUCCCCAUGGAGAAGACUUUCAUGCGCCCGCCGUUGGUUCGUUGCUGGUGAUCCACAAACCACGAGAUGCCCGGGAGUUCAUUCCGGAGCUCUUCAAGAAGAGGCAUCCGGUGACCCACGCGAUCUUCAAUCUGCCUGCAGCUGGAGUAGAACUGCUGGAUUGCUUUCGUGGCCUGAACUACGCAAAGCAUGGCCUGCCCAGACCCUUAGUCAGCUGUUACACUUUCAGCGAUGCCGCCUUGGACUCUUCCGAAAACAACGGCUGCGUCGCGGACCUGCAGCGACGCAUUGCGAAAGCCUUGGGGCUUCAGGAGGAGCGCUUUCACUACACUGGCUCUAGCAGGGGUCGACUGCCCCUGCCAUCGCCUGACGUGAGAAAGAUGGUGGAUGAGGCGUUCUCAUCCAGUGUACCAAGUCACCAAGUUGCUUUGACGGUGCGGUUGGUGCGAAAUGUGGCACCCACGCGGCACAUGUUUUGUGUUUGCUUUCGCGCUCCGGUUGGAGAAGAGGCAGACGAGGCCUCUGUGAUGCCUUCUGAGAAGCGACCCAAGUUGAUGUGUGAAAAAGACUGGCAGCGGCUGCGGGUCAUGACAUGGGAUGCCUUUACGGGCAUGUGGAAACGCACCUUGCGCGGUCACGAGAUGGGCGUCCGCUGCAUGGCCUUUGCCACCUCAACGAAGGUCUUGGUCACGGGCGGCUACGACUACAACCUCUUUGUCUGGAAUCCUUACGUAGGGAAGUCCAUUCACACCAUCCAUGGCCACUCCGCGCCCAUCGUUGGAAUCGAAGUUCUUGGAGCUUCCUCAAAUCAGGUGGUGAGCGCCGACUCGGAGGGCUUCGUGAAGACCUGGGACCUGGGGACGUAUCAGAUGAUCCAGUCCUUUGUGGUUGAUGAGAUCACGAUCCUCAGAGCCUUUGUGUCCAUCCCCAGCUCAAAGCGGGUCAUUGCGGUGGAUCGCGAGUUUGUGGCCUUCGACUACCAGAACACCGGCAUUGCCGACCAGACAGAAGAGGAACCCUUAAUCAAGGUCUUCUACAAUGAGCGGCUGAAGGUUUUUGUCAGUGGCACCAUCAACGUGGUCAAGAUUUGGGAUGCUGUGACUGGCGCCAUCAAGGUGGUGAUCACCCACAAAGAUGCCGAGAUCACGGACUUUUGCUUUGAUGAUCGCGGCAGGAAGCUCUUCGUGUCGGAUCAUCUCGGGAAGAUCCAUGUCUAUCACAGUUCCACUGGAUGUCUUGUCAAGAAGCUGACAAGUCACAAUAAGGAGGUGUCGGGCAUGAUCUAUUGCCAAGGGGACAAGAACAUCAUCACUGUGUCCUGGGACCGUUCCAUCGUCGUUCACGAUGAGUCCAGCAAGACGGAGGUGGUGCAUCGCCGCGCCACCAAUUCGCACAAGGCCCAUGUGUGUUUUUUUGGGUGA